AUGGAAGAUGACUUAUAUGGAGACAUAUCGGAGGCAGCAAUUGCCGAAGGUCCAGUCGAUGUCACUUUGUACGAGGGCCUAUUCGCGGGGCCUUCGUCUUCGGGGCACCAUGAGACCUACCUUCAAAACAAGAUUAACGAGCUCGAGGAGUUACUUCGGGAGCGCAAAUUAGAAGUCCAAGCACUGAGGAGUCAGCUGCAAGAGCGGGAUCAGCAGUUGCUAAACGUUACGACGGAGCGAGAUAUCCUUAUGCGCAACAUAUCUUGUCUGUUUAAGACGGCCAAGGAGGAAAUGACCCGCAAGCAGGCGGAAAUCAACAGCUUACGUGCCGAAGUCGCAGUGGCCAAGCAGCAGCAGCAGCAGCCGCGGCCACAGCAGCGCUCCCCUCAGCUACCCAUUCCCUCUUUGUGCAUGGAUGCAGAAGUUGUUCACCCAAUCCGGCCGUCUGCACCGGGCGUUGCAGCCGGAAGCAAGCGUGGCAGGGACACAGACGUAAAGGCGGACGCGGGCGCUGCCAAUGGAAACAGUAGGCGGUGUGGCGCAGAUGGGGCCAAGCGGGACAUGGGCGUGGCGACGACCGGAACAAAUAGUACUUCUUUCUGCGAUAACCGAAUAAGUGAUCAGGGCGCACUUAAGGACCCCGAUUACUCUGAUCACCGAAUUCGUGAGGACGGCAGCGAUUGCUACGAGGAGGGUUGCCGUGCUGGUUUUAGAGGCGCUGGGGAGCUUCAGCGCAGGGCCAGGGAGUCAGACCGCGGCAGAUUGGAGCGAGCGGGGUCCUCGUGCCGUGCUGGCAAGCCAGGACACGAGCGCGACCGAGGUGAUUCCGAUGAUGAGGAUCAAGAGCGGCCUCGCCAACGUCAUGGGCAAGGUAAUGCCCAUGCAAGGGAGCCGCCUGGACGGGAACGGUCCGGCGGAGUUGAUGGCCGGCAUGAUUACGACAGGCAACAUCGAGGCGUGCGAGCUGAACCGAGCGAUAAACGUGCACGGGAGGUAUACGAUGGUGAGGGGUCUUGCGGCGCAGGCCUCCGGAGAAGUCGCGACGCGGAGGGCCAACGGGAGCGCGAUUCCUCAAUUGAUGGCAGGGGAAGGGAUUUGCGGGGGAAGGAGCGCCCCGGUGGCGAGGACACGAAAAGAUAUCGGGACAGGGACGCGCACCACCAGCGGGAUCCUACAAGCGCUUGGCGGGCAGGGGAGCUACGAGGACAUGAGCGGUCUAGGGAAGGAGAUGGUCGGAGAGAUCGCGACCUGCAGCGCAGCAGGGAAGGUUUGAGCGAGCAAAAAGAAGGCCGCACCAUACGGGACGGCGACCGUGAGGGUCGGCAUCAGCAUAGUAACCGUGAUUAUAGAAAGGCUGAACGGUUUUAA
Volvox carteri f. nagariensis is the source of this 1368-nucleotide messenger RNA. RefSeq lists its product as uncharacterized. The record is from RefSeq and is a predicted model, not a curated record. NCBI's taxonomy places the organism in Eukaryota, Viridiplantae, Chlorophyta, Chlorophyceae, Chlamydomonadales, Volvocaceae. Bases 1 to 1368 code for a protein of 455 amino acids. The transcript is spliced from 5 exons.